This is a messenger RNA of Adineta steineri, 966 nucleotides long. The record is from the annotation of a GenBank genome assembly. Lineage: Eukaryota; Metazoa; Rotifera; Eurotatoria; Adinetida; Adinetidae.
AUGCAAACUGAAUUUGAAUCGAACGGUUGGUGUUUCGUCUUUUUACCAACUGAGCUUAUUCCAGACUCAAAUCUAAUCAAUAACAUAUGGGAAUUUUUUAAAUCUGGCUCUAAUAAACGUAGACAUUCACAAAAAUCGUCUGUAUAUGGUUAUUCUGUAAUAAAUCACAAAGAAGGAAUCAAAUUUUUGACUGGAAAUUAUUUUAACGAGUUUGCAAAUAAAGGAUUAGUACCAACGACACUUAUUCAGCCGUUAAACUAUCUUUCACAAGUAUUAGAUGCCGUAACAAAACGUUUAAUCGAAAUUCUUGAUCAAUAUUCAGUAUUUCAACAAGAACCAUCUUUGUCAACACUUAUCGAACGUGCCGGUCUUCCAUUCCAGAGUGAAUAUUUUGGUAUGCUUGAUAUUGUGUCCUAUUUCAACAAUAGAAAUAUUUUUAAACCAAUGAGAAAUGGACAAACAACUGAAGAAGUCAAUUGUGUUCCACAUUAUGAUCCAGGACUACUUUCAAUUAGUAUAUUAUCGACACAUGAAGGAUUACAAUUGAAAGAUAUGAUGAAUAAUGAAUGGAUAGAUGGACCUUUACAAUCAAAUAUUGGUGUUAUUUGGUUAGGAGAAGCAGCAUCUCGAAUAACACAAAAUCGACUUAAACCAGGUAUUCAUCGAGUCAUUUAUCCUCAAAAACGAAAUUAUCGAUUGACAAUGUGGUAUGAACUAUGUACAAUUGAACAAUUAAGAAGUAUAAGCGUUGAAAAGAAUAACGAACUAAUGGCUGAUGGAAACGUUACGUUUGAAAAUCUUCCUGAAGCAGCUCCAAUAACUGUUUUAUCUGGAGAGACAAAAUUGGAUUUCUUGAAACGGGUUGAAGGAGCAUAUGGAUUGUCAAUGUUUAAACUAGGUCCACCAAUUUAUUCACUCGAAAAACAUGUCAUUUCAUAUCCAAUAAAUAAUUUGAAAAUCGAAUAA